Orcinus orca (killer whale) is the source of this 6161-nucleotide messenger RNA. RefSeq names its product sphingomyelin phosphodiesterase 4 (gene SMPD4). Gene Ontology annotation, biological process: sphingomyelin catabolic process; ceramide biosynthetic process; glycerophospholipid catabolic process. The transcript is spliced from 20 exons. Gene Ontology annotation, molecular function: sphingomyelin phosphodiesterase D activity. Bases 2560 to 5214 code for a protein of 884 amino acids. Lineage: Eukaryota; Metazoa; Chordata; Mammalia; Artiodactyla; Delphinidae. The record is from RefSeq and is a predicted model, not a curated record.
ACCCGAUCCUUCCUCGCCUCCCCCGGUGUGGGCCGUCUUUGCGGAGCCUCAGUUUCCGCGUCUGUGACACGGGGGCCCCGGUGCUCCCUUCACGGGGCAGUAGUGAGCGGCAGGCGGAAGCACGCCCCGCUCGCAGCGCGGCCAGAGGGAGGCCCUGGCGAGAUUGGCGUUGACGGGGCUGCAGCUCACGGGAGGGACCCCGAAAGCGGAUCGGAAGCCGUUCCUGAAGGCAGCGGGUGUGGAGGUGGCGGGAUGAAGCGGAGGCUGGGCACACAGCGCAGGCGGCGUGGCGGGGAGACGCUGCCCUCUCCCCAAGGAGAGGCGCUUGGGCGCCUCGGGCUCAUUCCUUCAGCCGCUACCUCUGCAAACUUGCUCUAAGCAAGGAGCAGCAUUUAAUUCAUCAUCUCUAAAGCUUUGCCCUUAGCAAACAGUUCAGGGUUUUAUGUCGCUUUGAUCGUUUUGGAGUAGUGCAGUGUUCCCUGGACCACUUGGUUAAGGACUGAAACGUUUUAUUUAAGUCAUCCUUAAAACUGAAACCCAUAGCUAGUUUAAUUAGGAGUUGAACAGUCUCAGUGUUACUGAACUCAGACUCGGCUCCUCCCAGCUCAAAAGCCAAUACUCCAGAGACAAGUGUUGGUACAAAGGAAAGGUUGCUUUACUCAGAAGGCCAGCAACCGGGUAGAAGGUGGACUGGUGUCCCAGAACGCACUCCAAAGAUUCUGCUCAGCCGUGACAGUUUUUAAAGGGAAGAAGGGGAAAGAAUCUCAGAAUCGAGGCAGAAGGUCAAGCUCUGCGUCAUUUUCCAUUGGGUGUGGACUGGCUGACUCCUCAUGAGCUUUCUUCAGAUGUUAUCUUGCCUGCGUGAUCUCCUGCCGGAUUGCACAGGGAGAAGCUGGGGGUAGAGAGCUAGUCAUUCUUUAACUACUUAAUUUUUCAUUCCUACUUCUUUUAAUCUAGGGAAGGAAUCAAUAGGUUAAGCAAGGUAUUGUGUGCAUUCAGUAGAGCAUAUGUCAGGAGUUAGGUUAAGUGUUGCCUGGUGACCUCAUUUCUGUAAGGUUUGAGGCGAACAGAAAUGGGCAAACAGGAACGGGGCAAAGGAGCUGCUUACAGAUCCCCACUGUCUGACAUCAUUCCAUUUCUGUGGGAUUAGGGGCAAAGGCUCAUCUUCUGUAACUUCUUCAUGCUGACAUAGCGCACAGUAUUCUUAGAGUGGAAGAUGUCAACAUGAGUCUGUGGCAUCUCUUUGCUGACAAUUUUAGUUGCCUGCUUACUAAAAAUUGGGCAGAGCAAGCUACAAUUAUUUUGAUGCCCACAAAGAUAUAGAUUAUUAUGAGCAAUAACAUUAAUCUCAUUGUCUUGAGGCCAGUUUUUGGAAUCGUGUUAGCCACAGAUGGAGCAGCUUAAGUCAUGGCUACUGUCUGGUCAUCAUGCAUUUGGCUUUUUCUCUCUGGUGGCAGUUAUAGUAUCUGUAAAACAACUCAGGAGUGUACAUCAGACACUGAAAGAUUCUGUGACUCUCUUGUCCUAAUCGUUAGCUGCUUGAGCCUGCUCUUUUGUGACUCAGGGAGACCUGGGAAACUUCAGCUUUUCUACAAACAAGAGGCAGGGGACAUGGAGGGGCCUUUGUACAGGGGUGGGGAGUGUGCAGGUUUCUGCUCGGUUUCAUGGGAAGGUGUUCAGAAUGCCUCAGCUGCCCACCCAGCAUCUCCAUCCACAUACACUGCCAGUUGCCGCAUCAGCACCGUUCCUCAGGCCAUGGGCAGAGCUUUGCCAGGAAAGCCAUCAGCAGCUCAUCAGUGGUACUUGCAUACUCCCUCUCUGCUCAGUCCGAGUCUGGAUAUUUUCAGUUUCUGAUUGGGGGCACAGAGAGGUAGGAUUCUGGAGAGCUACCCCUGAUUUUCUGGUGGCUGUUCAAAGUCUCCAUUGGCAAAGCUGGCUCGUCCCCUCCCUUCCUUCUCAGAGAGCACAAGUAAGACAGAGGAGAUGUGUCCACCUGUCUCUAUGGGAGAGUAGUGAGGAGGUCUGUGGGUUUGAGUCUUGGCUCUGCCAUUCCCCAGCUGGCGGAGGGCAAGUGAUUUUUCUCUCUGCCUCCAUUUCCUUAUCUGUACUGACCUCGUAGGGUUGUUAUGAGGAUGUAUUUUCUACUCUUGCUUAACAAACUUUGCAGCUUAAAGCUUCAUCUGUUGGUUGUCUCAUGGUUAUGUGUCAGAAAUGCAGACUCAGCUGGGUUCUCUGCUCAGGGUCUCUCAAAGCUGAGAUCGACCUGUUGGCCAGCUUUGCUCUUAUCUGGAGGCUCUUGGGAAGAAUCUGCUUUCAAGCUUAUUCAGGUUGCUGGCAGGAUCCAGCUCUUUGCAGUGGUAGAACUAAGGUCCCCAUUUCGUUGCUGGCUAUGAGUCAGGACUGCCCUGUAUCUUACGGUUCUCACACUUGAGACUUUAAUUGUAUCUGCAAAACCCCUUCACAGCAGCACCUAGAAGAGUGUUUGAAUGACCAGAGACAGGAAUCUUGGAUGGCUGUCUUUAGAAUCCUGCCUGCCUGCCACCGAGGAUUAAAUGAGAAAUGUAUGGAGAACCCUCAGAACCAGGCCUGGCAUGUGGCAAGUGCCACACAAGCUUAACCAAGUGUUCCCAAGGGCUCCCUGCCACAGACCUGGCUCCGGGGCUGGACCCUGUGGACGGCAGGCACUGGUCCUCUAAGACGGCCCGUCUGGACCCUGCCCAGGAGGCUGCCAUGGCAUUCCCCCACCUGCAGCAGCCCAGCUUCCUACUGGCUAGCCUGAAAGCCGACUCUAUAAGUAAACCCUUUGCACAGCGGUGCCAAGACUUGGUUAAAGUCAUCGAGGACUUUCCAGCAAAGGAGCUGCAUGCCAUCUUCCCGUGGCUGGUUGAGAGCAUUUUUGGCAGCUUGGACGGCGUCCUGGCUGGGUGGAACCUCCGCUGCUUGCAGGGCCGCGUGAGCCCUGUGGAGUACAGUAUCGCCAUGGAAUUCCUAGACCCCGGGGGCCCAAUGAUGAAGUUGGUUUAUAAACUUCAAGCUGAAGACUAUAAAUUUGACUUUCCUGUCUCUUACCUGCCUGACCCUGUGAAGGCGUCCAUCCAGGAGCGCGUGCUCCCCGACAGCCCUCUGUACCACAACAAGGUCCAGCUCCCCGCAGCCGGGGGCCUUGGCCUGCACCUGGCCCUCAAUCCAUUCGAGUAUUACAUGUUCUUCUUUGCCUUGAGCCUCAUCACUCAAAAGCCGCCCCCCGGGGCCCUCCACAUCCGCACUUCAGACUGCGCCUACUUCAUCCUGGUGGACAGGUACCUGGCGUGGUUCCUGCCCACAGAAGGCAGCGUGCUACCCCCUCUCUCCUCCAGCCCGGGGGGGCCCAGCCCCUCACCGGCUCCCAGGACGCCAGCCGUGCCUUUUGCAUCCUACGGCCUGCACCACACCAGCCUCCUGAAGCGACACAUCUCCCAUCAGACGUCUGUGAAUGCAGACCCCACCUCCCACGAGAUCUGGAGGUCAGAGACGCUACUCCAGGUUUUUGUUGAAAUGUGGCUUCAUCAUUAUUCUUUGGAGAUGUACCAAAAAAUGCAGUCCCCUCACGCCAAGCUGGAGGUCCUGCACUACCGACUCAGUGUCUGCAGCGCCCUCCACAGCCCUGCCCAACCCAGCCUCCAGGCCCUCCACGCCCAUCAAGAGUCCUUCAUGCCCACCGAGGAGCAUGUGCUGGUGGUGCGGCUGCUGCUGAAGCACCUGCACGCCUUCGCCAACAGCCUGCGGCCCGAGCAGGCCUCGCCCUCUGCGCACUCCCACGCCGCCAGCCCCCUGGAGGAGUUCAAACGGGCCGCCGUCCCGAGGUUUGUCCAGCAGAAGCUCUACCUCUUUCUGCAGCACUGCUUUGGCCACUGGCCCCUGGACGCGUCGUUCAGAGCUGUCCUGGAGAUGUGGCUGAGCUACCUGCAGCCCUGGAGGUACGCGCCUGAGAAGCAGGCCCCGAGCAGCGACUGCCAGGCCCGGAGUGUGUCAGAGAGAUGGGCGCCCUUUGUGCAAGAGAACCUGCUUGUGUACACCAAGCUCUUCCUCGGCUUCCUGAGCCGCGCACUGCGCACGGACCUCGUCAGCCCCAAGAACGCACUCAUGGUGUUCCGCGUGGCCAAGGUCUUCGCGCAGCCAAACCUGGCUGAGAUGAUCCAGCGGGGCGAGCAGCUGUUUCUGGAGCCCGAGCUGGUCAUCCCCCACCGCCAGCACAGGCUCUUCACGGUGCCCACGUUCACUGGCAGCUUCCUGUCGUCAUGGCCACCAGCCAUCACCGACGCCUCCUUCAAGGUGAAGAGCCACGUGUACAGCCUGGAGGGCCAGGACUGCAAGUACACCCCAAUGUUCGGGCCCGAGAUCCGGGCACUGGUCUUGCGUCUGGCUCAGCUUAUCACACAGGCCAAGCAGACGGCCAAGUCCCUCUCUGACCAGUAUGGGGAGAGCACGGCCGCCCGUCCCUUCCUGUCGUGGCUGGGCUUCUACCCCGCAGACACCAAUGGCUCCUACCCGGGCAAUGACCUGGAUGAGAUGGGGCAGGACAGCGUCCGCAAGACGGACGAGUACCUGGAGAAGGCCCUGGAGUACCUGUGCCAAGUGUUCCGGCUCAGCGAGGCCCAGCUCGCCCAGCUCACACUUGCCCUGGGGACCACGCAGGAUGAGAACGGGAAGAAGCAGCUCCCAGACUGCAUCGUGGGGGAGGACGGACUCAUCCUCACACCCCUGGGCCGGUAUCAGAUCAUCAACGGGCUUCGGCGCUUUGACAUCGAGUACCAAGGAGACUCGGAGCUGCAGCCCAUCCGGAGCUACGAGAUUGCCAGCCUGGUCCGAGUGCUCUUCCGACUGUCCUCCGCCAUCAACCGCAGGUUCGCAGGUCAGAUGGCGGCCCUGUGUUCGCGGGCCGACUUCCUCGGCAGCUUCUGUCGCUACCACCUCCUGGAGCCUGGGCUGUCGGACAGGCGCCUGCUGAGCCCCGUGGGGCGGGGGCAUGCGGCCAGCCUUGCCCGGGGCCCCCGGCUCAGCCUGCGCUUCCUGGGCAGCUACCGGACGCUGCUGGCCCUGCUGCUGGCCUUCUUCGUGGCCUCUCUGUUCUGCAUCGGGCCCCUGCUCUGUGCCCUGCUCCUCGUGCUGGGCUAUGUCCUCUACGCCGUGGCCAUGACACUGCUAACGGAGCAGGGCAAGCUGCACCAGCUCUGACUGCAGGCCGGCCACCACCCCCAGGCACCAGGGAGGCCACUCUGCACCCAACACCUGUCACCUUCAUGCUUCCAGGGGGCGUUUUCUUGCAGCCCUGGAACCAUCUGAAGAGAACCUGAAAAGCGAGGGCAGGGCCAGGCAGAGAGGUAGCCACAAGGGGCGGGCAGCCUGCCGGCCCUGGGCCUCCCCGUUUCCUCAGCCAGAGGGCCUGCAGGGCGAUGCCUUUCUCUUCCUCAGCGUGUGAGGCUCAGGAGUUGGGCCUCCCCGGAUGGCCUGCGGCCUCUGCCUUUGCCGCCCUGGAGGUGGGCGGUGAGACCCCAACAUGGGAACCCAGCCUCUGGCUCCAGAGAAGAAUCAGGCCCUAAAAGAGAGCCCUAAGAAAAUUAGACAAUGGUUCUCUGUUUCAUGAUUUUAAACCUGAUUUUGCUGCCGCGUUUGGCAAAGUUAGGGCCACUGUAUUUUCCCAGUAGUUCCAAGUCUGGGCCAUAUGCCUGCUUUUGAGGAGAGACCCUCCGAGAACACAGAUGCCCCCAGGCCACAGAGCAGGUCAUCAGGGCUGUCACCACCUUGUUCCCUGUGGGUGGUCUACAACCAAAGAUGGUCAAAAGCAUCAUUUGUAUCUUCAGUCAAAUCAAGCGCUCAAAGACACUGAUUUUUUGGUAAGAUUUAAAUAUCCAAAGUAUAUGACAAAUGUGAGUUCACUGUCAGAAAUCCUCACAGCAUCUCACACGCGUUUCAUUCUACAGAUGACGCACCAGGGAGAACUUUUCAGCUGAGAUUUUUAAAAGCCUUAGUCUUUGGUGUAUUUUUUUAAGUUUUCAAACUGUAAGUAUUGGGCUUUGUAGUUUGAUGUAAACUCGGAGUAGUGGCAUUUGGGGCCUGUGACCAGUAACCAAACCAAACUUGUAGCCGACCAUGGAUCUGAAUAAACCUGUUCUCGGUCCUGA